UCCCCCAUCUCUCCCACAAGGGUACAUACCAGACCUCCGCUGAAAGUUCAUUCUUCUGCCGCAACCGAUAGCUUUCUUCUUGCCAUGAACAAAGCGCUUGAGUCGACUCUUUCGGGUCUAAUCCCAUCACUUGUUGGGCCAGUCCCAUCGGAGCUCAUUGAUCUAUCCGCGUCACUCAUCACCCAAUCUCGCAAUCGGAUCAGCAGUUUAAAACCCGUAGAGGAGGCGACAAGAGAUUAUGUUUGUGCUCACAUCGCGUGUGAUAGAUUGCGAAAAAAGCUUGAUCUUCCGGCCAUCGAACCCCGCCCACCACUAGCUAAGAGAGCCUAUGGUGCCCUUUAUAACCAAUUCCACAAAGCCCUGACAACGGUCUCCUUUCGCUCCCAACAGGUCGCCCCACAAGCUCCCCUAGAAACUCCCUCUACUGUUUCUUCCAUUUCUACACCGGUCGCUGGUAGUUCAAAUCUUUCAUCCGUCGAUCCGGAGAUUAAAGCUCAUGUCGUUACACUUUGCCGCGCUUUGGGUUGCCCUUCCGCUGGAAUUCACAUCAUUGCUGGGACUAUUGCGACGCUAAAGGUUGCACCAGAUGACAAAUUCCCUCGCAGAAAGAACUAUGCUCUCCCUAUCAUCACCGCCGCCGCCCUGCUCAUUAUUGAGAAGCUCCUUCCCGAAGGAAAGACUAUCACUGUCGGAUCUGCCGGAAAAUGGAGACGCGGAGAAGGUUACUGUAUGAAGCGUGAUGGCGUAAUGAAAGCCCUAGGGAGUGUUGGUGAAGAUGGAUUCACAAAGGAGGAUACAGAUGGUUGGGUCAAGGAUCUAUCGAUGAUGGGAAUCAAAGAGCUCGAAUGGCUGAAGAAUGUUCCCGAUCAAGGCGGUAUCAAGAAACGCAAGGCCGCAGCUGCUAAUGAGGAGGACUUACAGCUUCAAGCUGAGAUUUUGGCUGGGAAAGCCACCAACACUCCAGCCCGGAAAAAGGCUGUCCCGAAGAGUAAAUUGGGUGCUAGUUCGGCUCCAGUAGAAAAGAAGAGAGAAGUUGCGUUUACUCCUGCACCCGUUGCUCCAAUGGCGGUCAGAACCCUAAGAGCUCGGACUAGGACAGAGACUAAAGUCAAGGAGAAGGAAGAGAGUGGGAUUGGUACUAUGAUGCAGGACAAGGUUGACUAUCUGAACCCUAAAAGGAGAAAGCAAUUCGCAGGAUGGAAGGGCGAUAUGUUGAAGAUAUGCACAGAUGUUGAAAAAGAAACCCCGGGUCAUAGCCAAGGACAGGGACAGCCUGUACCGGUAUAAUCAAUGACUUUCUAAAAUUGCAUUUGUACAACAGUUAUCGUCGUAGGGAGAUUGAUAUAUACGAAGGGAUUCGAUGAUGGCGUUUGGGAGCAAAAGAACAUGAAGGAAAUUGGGCGGACUGGCUUGUAUUUUCUAUUAUCAUAGGACUCUAGCUACCCUUUUACUCCCCCUUUGCUUUUUAACAGAUAAAAUGGGGUCGGCGGAUUAGUCUACAUAUUUAAUACGGUAACAUACGAGAUUCUGUCUUAACCACCAUAAUAAGCACUUUUCUUCAUA
Messenger RNA from Tuber melanosporum (Perigord truffle), 1563 nucleotides. RefSeq lists its product as uncharacterized. The record is from RefSeq and is a predicted model, not a curated record. Gene Ontology annotation, biological process: DNA replication. Bases 85 to 1287 code for a protein of 400 amino acids. Gene Ontology annotation, molecular function: DNA binding. Gene Ontology annotation, cellular component: nuclear origin of replication recognition complex. Lineage: Eukaryota; Fungi; Ascomycota; Pezizomycetes; Pezizales; Tuberaceae. The transcript has 2 exons.